Oncorhynchus nerka (sockeye salmon) is the source of this 956-nucleotide messenger RNA. Its product is annotated as keratinocyte-associated protein 3-like. The transcript has 7 exons. Bases 110 to 790 code for a protein of 226 amino acids. Lineage: Eukaryota; Metazoa; Chordata; Actinopteri; Salmoniformes; Salmonidae. The record is from RefSeq and is a predicted model, not a curated record.
CGUGACGUCACCGACUCGGAAAGUGCGAGGAACUGCUUCAUGAAAACAAAAAUAAUUCGCUGUUUUGUUUAACUCUUAGAAACAAUCUUGCGUAAUACACGGCAACGAUAUGUGUGGUUUCGAUAAGGAGAAGGGCCCGGGGCGUCUGAUGAAGAAGGGGUUUACUCUGAUCCUGGUGGGUCACAUUAACUUCAUUCUGGGAGCCAUCAUCCACGGCAGCAUCCUGCGCCACAUCUCUAAACCCAACGACCAGAUCACCACCGAGUUCACCGCCGCCAACAUCAUCUCCGUCACCUCCGGACUGCUGAGCAUUGCAACAGGAAUCAUUGCCAUAUUGGUGUCAAGAAAUCUGUCAGUUUGGAAGCUGCACAUAGGUCUUCUGAUUAGUUCCUUCCUGAAUGCCCUACUCUCUGCAGCCUGUGGCAUCGGGCUCCUAUUGGCUAUUAGCCUCACCAUUGCCAACGAGGGGAGGGGCCUCAUGUUGGGCUGCAACUUCACUGACUUGCCAAUCAACGCCCGCUCGCCAGUCCACGCAGACUGCCCCUUUGACACCACACGGAUUUAUGACACUGCCCUGUCUCUGUGGUUCCCAUGUGUACUUCUGGCUGGACUGGAAACAGGACUUUCUAUCUGGUGCUUCGUAGUGGGACUGGUACUGAGGGGUCUAGGACCCUGCUCUCACACAUACCUCAAAGAACAGCUGGAGGAGGAGGCUCUAACUAAUAGGGCAGACCCAGAGUACUCACUCCAGGUCCGGAGCCUGAUUGGUCAACACUCUGCCUACGCAUAGAGGACUGCCACAGACCGGGAGUGUUUGAUGACGAAGGUGUGACUGAGCCUCUUCGUCUUCAGAGAACCUCCCUGGUGCCUUUACCUCCAUUCAUACCAAAGACUCUCCUCUCCCUCAACGUGAUAGGCUAGCUAGACUGCUGGAUGACAUUGUCUCUGUCUGCCUC